Vitis vinifera (wine grape) is the source of this 1741-nucleotide messenger RNA. Its product is annotated as transcription factor PIF7. The record is from RefSeq and is a predicted model, not a curated record. The transcript has 6 exons. Bases 300 to 1571 code for a protein of 423 amino acids. Lineage: Eukaryota; Viridiplantae; Streptophyta; Magnoliopsida; Vitales; Vitaceae. Gene Ontology annotation, molecular function: protein dimerization activity. Gene Ontology annotation, cellular component: nucleus.
UCAUUUAAUCUUCGAAGAAAUUUCACAUUGAAAAGGAGAAAAGACAUUAAAACCCAACCACAAACUAUUCCUUGGGGAAGGGGAGGGGGAGGUAGGGCCUAGAGGCAGCCAAAGCAUGCAUAUCCGAUUUUCUCACUCUCAGGCUUUUAGUUUUUUGCUACCACAUGUUUUUUGAAAAAUCUCUGUCAGAGCAAUAAUGUGAGCUAGAAAAAGGGACCAGAAGACAAGGAAAUAAGAGGGAAUCCACACUCAAACUCAAGCUAUUGUUCAUUGUGUGAGUGAGAGAGAGAGAGGGCAACAUGAGUAGUCAGUGUAUAGUACCAAAUUGGAAUCUAAGGCACCAAAGACAAGAGCAAGUUGAAGGAGAAGAGGGUAACAGAUCCUCUCACGUGCACACCCAUCAGAAGAACUCCAGUCAUAUUGUCCCCAUGUCAAAUUAUGAAGUUGCUGAACUGACAUGGGAAAAUGGCCAGCUAGCCAUGCAUGGACUUGGUGGGCUCCUUCCCACUGCUCCAACAAAACCCACAUGGGGUAGGGCCGGAGACACGCUAGAGUCGAUAGUGCACCAAGCCACGUGCCACAACCAAAACUCAAACUUCAUCCACCAUGCCCAGAACCUGGCCAAUAUGAAGUCUACAGUCGGGUCCUCCGCCCAUGUACAGACCGGAAAUCAAGGGUUGAUGAAGAAGAGGACUCGUUCGGAUUCCGCUCAUUGUGGAAGAAAUUUUAGUACUAAUGUUCAUGAAGCUGAGCGUGCAGACCGCAGUGCAUGUGCUAGUGCUAGUGCCACAUUUUGCAGGGACAAUGAAACAACCAUGAUGACAUGGCCCUCCUCUGAAUCUCCUCGCAGCUUGAAGGCCAAAACUACAGAUGAAGACUCGGCUUGUCAUGGUGGAUCGGAAAACCAGGAUGAAGAUAGGGAGACUAAAACUCAGACAGGCCGCUCUCACUCAACAAGAAGAAGCCGAGCUGCUGCUAUUCAUAAUCAGUCGGAGCGGAGACGUCGAGAUAGGAUUAAUCAGAAGAUGAAAACUCUGCAGAAGCUAGUACCCAACUCAAGCAAGACUGAUAAGGCAUCAAUGCUUGAUGAGGUGAUUGAGUACUUGAAACAACUUCAAGCACAGGUUCAGAUGAUGAGUGUAAGAAAUAUGCCUCAAAUGAUGAUGCCUAUGGGAAUGCAGCAACAACUUCAAAUGUCUCUCCUAGCGCGUAUGGGCAUGGGCGUUGGCCUUGGCAUGGGCAUGGGAAUGCUUGAUAUGAGUGCCGUCCCUCGUGCUGCACCUCAAACACUCCCUUCUCUCCUCCAUGCCAACCCAGUUGUUGCUGCCACUCCAACAUUUGUCCCUCCUCCCUUUGUAGUGCCACCCAUGAUGCCAUCCUCAUCACAACCAAAGUCUGAUGCGGGCGCCAACGCAGCAGUCCCUUUGCAGGAUCCAUACUGCGCUUUUCUAGCACAAUCGAUGAAUAUGGACCUCUACCACAAGAUGGCAGCACUAUAUCGGCAACAUGUCAAUCACAAGGCACAACCAACAAGCAGUCCACCACACUCAAACCAUGACCUAGGGGAUUGAGACUCUGAGAGGACCCUGUUUUGUGCAGAAAGCAGACCUAGAAAAAUGAAGAAUUCUUAAAGAUCAAGUAUGAUAGUCUAGCCUUAUCGAUAACUCUUUAACAGUAUUUGGGGUUUAUGAAUUGUGAAACAUUGAUGAUCUUGUAUAAUAAGAGCUUGUAUUGAGUCUUA